Peromyscus leucopus (white-footed mouse) is the source of this 4414-nucleotide messenger RNA. RefSeq names its product Ras association domain family member 9 (gene Rassf9). The transcript is spliced from 2 exons. The record is from RefSeq and is a predicted model, not a curated record. Bases 531 to 1838 code for a protein of 435 amino acids. Gene Ontology annotation, biological process: signal transduction. NCBI's taxonomy places the organism in Eukaryota, Metazoa, Chordata, Mammalia, Rodentia, Cricetidae.
UACACCUUGUGUGGUUGGGUGUGGAAAGCAGGAAAAGGGAGGGGGGGUUUUCCAAGUCGAGUGAAAUUCCCAUUCCAUGGCUAUUACCAUGCCUGUGUGGUUGGCAGGUUUUAGAGGUUAGGUAGUCAGCAAAUAGCUACAGAAUACAAUAGAGUUCCCCCUCCCCUCCCUGCCUCCUUCUACUCUGCCUCUUCCUUUCUCCCUCUCUUUCUUCUCUCUCUCUCUCUCUGGCUUUUCUGCGUCCAAACAAACACCUUCUUCCCAGGCUGAAGUUCCUUAGGCUGGUCUCCCUAGGAGCAGCAGCUACAACAAUCCCGCAGUUCAAAGUUAAGCAGCCAAUUGCACAACUCCCAGCCGCUCUCUCAGCCGGCUGCUAAUGAGCUGAAAGCCAGGAACAUCUGAGGAGGUGAAGAGGAAGCCUCCCGCCGCCGGCCGGCCUCCUCUCACCGGAGGGACCCAGGCACCCCUCCCCAGGCCCAGAUCACUUGGAGAUAAGGACUGUGUUACUUGCUUGCCUCCCUGGACAGACCAUGGCUCCCUUUGGAAGAAACUUGCUAAAGACGCGACAUAAGAACAGAUCUCCAACUAAAGACAUGGAUCCCGAAGAGAAGGAAAUCGUGGUUUGGGUUUGCCAGGAGGAAAAGAUUGUCUGUGGAUUAACCAAACGCACCACCUCCACCGACGUCAUCCAGGCUUUGCUGGAGGAACAUGAGGCUACGUUUGGAGAGAAGCGAUUUCUGCUGGGCAAGGCCAGCGACUACUGCAUCGUGGAGAAGUGGAGGGGCUCGGAGCGGGCCCUUCCUCCGCUGACGAGGAUCCUGAAGCUGUGGAAGGCGUGGGGAGAUGAGCAGGCCAAUAUGCAGUUUGUUUUGGUUAAAACAGACGCCUUUCUGCCAGUUCCACUGUGGAGAACGGCCGAAACCAAACUAGUGCAGAAUAGUGAAAAACCCUGGGAGCUCAGUCCUGCGAAUUACAUGAAAACUUUGCCACCGGAUAAACAAAAACGAAUCGUCCGGAAAACCUUCCGGAAACUGGCUAAAAUUAAGCAGGACACGGUUUCUCAUGAUCGGGACAAUAUGGAGACUUUGGUUCAUCUAAUUAUUUCUCAGGACCACACUAUUCACCAGCAAGUCCAAAGAAUGAAAGAGUUAGAUAUGGAAAUUGAAAAAUGUGAAGCUAAGAUCCACUUGGACCGGGUAGGGAACGAUGGGGACAAUUAUGUUCACGCGGCGUAUUCAAUGCCCAGGCUCAAUGAAAAUGAGCAAAAGCUCGACUUCCAACCCGAGGACAGUCAGGCUCUGGUGGACCUGAAUGAGAGUGAGGGAAUGGCACAGUUGGAAGAACGGUUGCAAUACUAUAGAGUGCUCAUCGAAAAGCUCUCGGCUGAAAUUGAGAGAGAGGUGACGAGCUCGGGCAUCGACGGAGGUGAGGAUCCAGAGGGAGCAGCUGCAGGUGAAGUAGAAAGCCCGGAUUUAGAAAACGUGAAGUGCGAUCUGGAGAAAAGUAUGAAAGCCGGUUUGAAAAUCCACUCUCACUUGAGUGGCAUCCAGAAAGAGAUUAAACACAGUGACUCAUUGCUUCAGAUGAAAGCGAGAGAGUACGAACUCCUGGCCAAGGAGUUCAGUUCGCUGCACAUUGGCAACAAAGAUGGAUGCCAGUUAAAAGAAACCAGAGGGAAGGAAUCCGAGGCUCCCGGCAGCUGCGCGGAGAUCCCUCCAUUAACUCAAAGGGUGUUCAACACAUACACAAAUGACACAGAUUCAGACACUGGCAUCAGCUCCAACCACAGCCAGGACUCUGAAACAACGUUGGGCGAUGUGCUCCUAUUGUCAACUUAACGCAGAGGCCUUCUUUCUGACCAUUAGUGACGUUUCGUGUGAUGUAACAAGUAACUCUGUUCCAUGUAUAACUCUGUGAAAACAUAAACUGUGCUAAAAUAUUCAGUAGUUAAUAAUAAUAAUAAUAAAAAACUAGUGAACAUCAUUGUUUGUUUUCAUAGAGCGUUUCCAAUUUGACUUUCUUACAGGUUCAAGCAAUGAACUGUGUAUCAGGAAUGCAGCAGAUCUAGCUGGUGGUUACAUAAUGCAGAAACAAUGUAAUGGGGAUUGAUUAAUGAUUCCCCCACGUGAGACCUGCCUGAGUGACACGAACUUAAAAACAGUUCCCAACUUUGUUCAUCAAACAAUCCAUACUGCAAGCAUCAAGAAGUAGCAUGAACAUGUUUGUCAUUUUUGACAACAUUGUAUCAUGAGAAUGUUUAAAUCUGAUAGUACAGAUCCAUCCCUACAUGUUAUGUGUCCAAUAUGGAUCAGUUCAAAUCUUGUGUUUUCAGUAGUCAGACUGUAAAAUGCACUGUGUGUGUGUGUGUGUGUGUGUGUGUGUGUGUGUGUGUGUCUUCUUCGCUGCUGUCUGCUUAAGUCCAAGGGACAGGAAGCUGUUGGGACAUGUAUAAUUCCUGACAGUCAAUCGGUUUGGGCACAGAUGAGACAAAGUCAAUUGCUACAAUCAGCUUUUUUUUUUCCUUCUUCCCCAAGCAGGUCUAUGAUGAUCACCAGCUACACAUAAGCUUUUACUAUCUGUUCAUUAGAUUUUCUAUCCACCAGUGCUGUGUGCAGGUUCAUUAUUUGGGGAUGAAUAGGGUAGGCUACAGAAGAUCCCAGCCAUAAUUUUAUUUAUGCCCUCUUAACUGUGUACGUUGAAGUGGAAUUUACUGUUGUUUGUGUGGAUACAGCAGUGUUUUGUUUUCUGGGAACAUACAGAGUAGAACUGAAUGUUUAUUCUCGUAUACUACAAUCCAGCCAUCAGGGGACUUCCCGAGUGCUUAAAGCAGCUCAGUACUUUUAAGAUGUCCCAAGCACACUAACGGAAAUUCAAGAAAAGAAUGGAUCAUCUGGAUUCUGUCUUCACUCACAUGAAAAAUAGUGUUUUCCUUGAUUUUAAAAUAGACUUUUCCUCUCUCUCCUGCCCAUCUGCUAGCUUAUUUUCUCUUCGCAUCUCUCUUCUCUUUCUCCUUUUUUGCAGUAAAGGCAGGAAGCCAUCAGAGUCAAAGUAAAUAAUUUUAUUGCUUUGUUGUGAACGGAAUGUUGGUGUUCCUUAAUUUUCUUUCGUUAGCACAUUUCACUCAUGUCAGGAUACAUAAAGCAGAAAUGUUUGCUCUAUUUAUAGUAUGUAGACAUUAGCUAUUAUUCCUGGAAUGUUUGCCUUUUAUACAAAUGAUGCAAAUUUUAACCGUUCUCUCUUUUUAAGUUUGAAAGUUUUAUAGAUUUUUUUCAGCUUUGUUGCAGAUUCAAUGUCUUUAAUUUGCUCCUAAAAUAUCCCAUUCCUUGUCCUUUACUUGCUUCAUGUAUCUUUUGGAAGAUACUUGCAUUUCAAUAGUGUCUCACAUCUGGGAAGCACCUAUGUUACCAUUAAAAAAAAAGAUAUUUUCAGGCCAUACAAUAGGAAUUUCUAUUCCAUGAAAAUACUGGGAUAAAUAGUAAGUCAUCAUGUUCACAUAAAUUAUAUUUCCAAAGGAAGAUUAGAAUAGUCAUUUGUAAAAGGGAAGUUCGAAGUUCAUGUGGCUAACAGGCCAUCAGAUCACUAAAGCACAUGCUAAAUUGUUGACGUAUUGAUUGUUACUAAUAAAGAUUGAAUUCAGAAGAUUAUCACAAAUGAUAAGCCAUUUGGUACUUUGUUUUCCUAAAAUGAAAGUUAUCUCUUUGGGUUAUGUGUUUAGAAAGAAAAUACGUGUUGCACAUCUCUGUAUGCAAUUUGAUAGCAUUAUCUAAAAUCAAAUACAGGUAUGAUAAUAAUCACAGUUUCACUAUAGGAACUUUGAAAUAACUACUGGUUUCACAGUUACUUACAAUGAUGGUGUAUAAGGUGCAAUUCUGCAUUUUACUCUUAAGAAUGUUUAAAACUUCUGUUAGAAUCCCGACUUUUCAAACUCAUUGUAGAAUUUGCAUUUUCCUUAAUAUUUAAAAUAUAUUUGUUUCCUUGGUCAUUAUAUUAAGUCACAUAGCAAUUAUUUUCCAUGGUGAAAUUCUAAUAGAGUUAAAUAUGAACAUAUUUAUACAGAUAGAAAUAAUGAUCUCAUGAUACUGUGCUAUUUAUUGUUUAAUUGAUGGUUAAGCUUAUAAAUACAGGACUUGAAAGUUUAAUGCUUUAAUUAUCUUGAGAAACUUAGUGAAUUACAAACCCUUAAGUAGCCUGGCAGAUUAACCAUGAAAUGGCCAUAUGCAGCUAGAAGAGGCAAGCCACAGUUGACGAUGCUUGUUUUUCCCAGGACUAGGUUCUCAGAGCAUGCCUUGUGCAUUUCCCGCCCCCACAUCUGGUGGCCUCUUUCAUUCUCCUCUUCCUAUAAUCCGGACUGCUACUGACUUUCUUUUCUUUCAUUUUCUCCUCUUUUUUCUUUUUGUUUGUUUUGUUUUUCAAG